GGCCUGCAGAGGGGUAUAUAAGCCCCCGGGGAUGUUGGUACAACGCGGCUUCACACUAUCUUCUCCUUCUUGAUCAGCCAAACCUCCACUCAUACCGUCUCAAGAUGGCACCAAAGAAGGCAAAGAGGAGGGCAGGAGGAGGAGAUAGCGGCUCCUCCAAUGUGUUCUCCAUGUUUGAGCAGAGCCAGAUUCAGGAGUACAAAGAGGCUUUCACAAUCAUUGACCAGAACAGAGAUGGUAUCAUCAGCAAGGAUGACCUGAGGGACGUGCUGGCUUCAAUGGGCCAGCUGAACGUGAAGAAUGAGGAGCUGGAGGCCAUGAUCAAGGAGGCCAGCGGACCCAUCAACUUCACCGUCUUCCUCACCAUGUUCGGAGAGAAGCUCAAGGGUGCUGACCCCGAGGACGUUAUUCUUACCGCCUUCAAAGUCCUGGACCCAGAGGCUACUGGAAGCAUCAAGAAGGAAUUCAUUGAGGAGCUCCUGACCACUCAGUGCGACAGGUUCUCAAAGGAGGAGAUUAAGAACAUGUGGGCCGCCUUCCCCCCAGAUGUUGCUGGCAACGUGGACUACAAGAACAUCUGCUAUGUCAUCACACACGGAGAGGAGAAGGAGGAGUAAAGACAAUGCUAGAAGACAAGAAAGACAGCAAUCCCUUUGCAAUUCUGCCUUCCCUGCCCUUUUCUUUCCUCCUCUUCCUUCUUCGCUUAGCUCUUGUGUAAACCCAUUUGCUCAGCCGUUUAUAUUCAAACCAAAGACUUGUCACACUGACACGAGGGGGCUGAUGCACAUUGGGUGUCUAUGUUUGCUUAUGGUGAAUAGGGGUGAUUUUUAAUAAAAUGAUCCUGUAACAUUAUCUCCAUCAACAAACUUUUCUCAAAAACCUUUCUUUGCAACCAUCUUCUGUCUUCUCACCUCUAUAUUUCUGUCAGCUCUGUCACUUCUACCUUCGAGGUGUUUGUGUAAAUGAAAUGUGUCCCUCUGCUUUCCUCAGUAUCUGAGCAUAAGACUGGUUUUCUAUUGGAAAGGGGGGCACAGAAAUAUAUGAGGACCUCAUUCCAAAUUUUGAAGAUGUCCUCUUGAAAAAAGGUGAGAGGAGGGAGAGCAUUUGCAGGUUAGAAAAAAAUAAGUUGCCUCCUUAAAGACUUAUUCCUUGAAAAGUGAAAGAAAAAAGACUGAAGGAGUGGAGAGAAAGGGCCGAAAGAAAACAUUCAAGUCUUCGAUUUUUUUCCCUUCGCUCCUUCCUGCAACCAUUAAAUCAUCUUUUUUCCCAUAAGCUGAACUCUUCCUAGCCUUUCCUCUGUAAUGAAUAAAAGGGACAAACUGUGAAUAAAACCUA
Molecule: messenger RNA, 1335 nt
Organism: Perca flavescens (yellow perch)
Lineage: Eukaryota; Metazoa; Chordata; Actinopteri; Perciformes; Percidae
Gene: mylpfa
Product: myosin light chain, phosphorylatable, fast skeletal muscle a
Exons: 7
Coding region: 105-617 (170 amino acids)
Molecular function (GO): calcium ion binding
Source: RefSeq, a predicted model, not a curated record